Messenger RNA from Mirounga angustirostris (Northern elephant seal), 10199 nucleotides. It is a transcript of the gene PRICKLE2, whose product is annotated as prickle planar cell polarity protein 2. The transcript has 8 exons. Lineage: Eukaryota; Metazoa; Chordata; Mammalia; Carnivora; Phocidae. Bases 2435 to 4972 code for a protein of 845 amino acids. Gene Ontology annotation, molecular function: zinc ion binding. The record is from RefSeq and is a predicted model, not a curated record.
GUGUUGAGAGGGUAAGUAACUUGUUCAAGACCACAGGGCCGUAUGUGGCAAACCCAGGCAUUUGAACUUGAGUCUUCACUUUCGACUCUACUACUUUUGACUGUAUUUCUUAAGUCACCCUGUAAGCUAAAAGCUGUAAUAGCGUUUUCAACAAAGAUCAUGGGAUUACCACAGUGGGAAUGAUUAAUCUUGACUUGGGGGGAGAAAUGGGCAAAGCUUUCAAGAGGUGGGGACAUUUGAGCUGGACUCAAUGAGUAGGAUCAUGUGAGUGGGAAGAAGGAAAUCCACUGAAACAGAUUAUUAUUGGUCCAAGAUGUAACACAAUCUACUAUAAUAAUAAAUAACUAGCCCUGGCUAGUGAGGAGGUGAGAAAUGGAUUCAGGAGUCCCGUCUUUCUGUUCACCUCUCUCUGAAUACUCCCAUCACCAUAAAAAUAGCGGAUCCAUGUUCCUGAGGUGGCUUCUCGUCUAGCUCAGUCUUGUCUGUCAAGUUGGGGGCCAGGCGCAAAGCUUCUUGCCAGGAGAUGACUUGCACUGAGGUUUAAUGGCCUGGUAUAGAAUUGUGUGUUCCUCUUUCCACUGUAUUCGGGACUUUGGUUUGUCUAAACUGGGCUCUUUGUGAUAAUGGAAAGGAAUAAAGCUCAUAAAUAAAAGAGGAGACGAAAGUAGGUUUUAGUAAUGAGGCUCCUGCUUGAUCGCAUCAGCAAGCUAAGGAAAGAGCCAUUAAAUAUUUAUUGAAUUGUUGCAUUAACAUUUUCACUGCCUGCUGCGGACACUAAAACUCUCUGGAGAGUGCAGUCGUCUACCACCAAAGAGUGGAGGGAACCGGGGCCAAGCCGAAACCGACAGCUCUAUUAUUACAGACUUCCAUCUCUCUGAGGGGCCCAGAGAGACAGUUGCUAGAGGAGACUUGGUUGAGGUUGAAGACAGUGAGUGCACAGGCGGGGAUGGAGCAUAGCAGGCGCCCUACCUUGAAAUGCCUCGGGCGAUCAGCCAGCAGGUCCAGGCACAUUCCAAGCUGCCCUUUGAUUUUUUUCCAAGGCCACUGUCUCUUGAGCGUUUUGUUUAUGAUUAGUUUAAUUAUGAUAAACCAUGGUAAGAUGUAGACCCUUGGCUCUUCUUCCUACCCACCCCCCCCCCCUUCUUCUUAGUGGAAAAGAUUCUUUAAAUGGGGCUGUGUGAAGCUGGGUGAGAGAGUGCAGAUUGCCUCAGCAGACCCAGCACUCUCCUCCUGUGGCCGGUCACCUUCCAAAUAAGGCAUGCUGUAGGUAUUCCAGCCGCUGUAAGGUCUUGAGCUGGUCAAGGAGUCAAUUAUUAUGCAUUAAAAAGCAAUUCAUCAUCUAGAGUAGUGAACUCUUGUGUUAUUUUUAGGCCAACCUUUUAAUUUAUGUGGCGUGCAAGAACAGGGUUUCUCACGUGAACUUCUGGAGGGUUCAUGGAACAAUACCCAGGGUAGGGGGUGGGGCACCCAGCAGGAGUAGGUCUCUGAACGACUUUGCAAUGAUCCCAUAGUUGGCUAGUUUUUAACAAGGACGUUAGAGUCAGACAGUAGUCCACCUCCCAGCUCUGCCACUUGCCACUUUGAUGAUGUCGAGUGGGUCACUUACACGGCCUGAGUCUGUUUCUCUGCCUGUACAAUGGAUUCAUUAUGGGAUGUACCCCAACAAAUUGCUCUGAGGACAAGAUGAGAUAAUGCAUGUAAAGCCACUAGGAUAAUACUUGGUACAUAGCAAUCACUUCAUCGGUGCUAGUUGUUGUUACUAUUUCUUAAACCUUUAAUUCUAACCUAGAACUUUCUAGCCUUUGAGACUUCCUAUAAAGCCAGACAGGAGGUGAAUCUCAAAUCACUAAAUCAUGGACGUUCACAACUGGAAGGUACCAAGAAAAGAUCAUCAAAUUGGGGGUCGGCAAAGUCUGGCCCUCUAGCCACAUUCAGCCUGCAGUCUUUUCUGUACAUUGUUUUGGUGGAACACAUUCAGGCCCAUUCAUUUAUGUUUUCUCUAUUUCUCUAUGGCUGUUCUCCUACUGCAAGGGCAAAGCUGAAUAGUUGUGACAGAGAUGAUAUGAGCUACAUGCCCUCAAAGCCUAAAAGCUUGACUCUCUGACCCUCUACAGAGCAGGUUUGUUGACCCCGAUCUAAUCCAUUUAGGAUUUGCCCCUCAGGAAACCAAGGUUCAGAGGAGGACAAGGACUUGAAGAGAUACACUGCCAAGUCUUGAUCAUAAGCUCCCUGACUGCUCUCAUGCUGUUGUGCAUCUUGCCUCCUGGCUUGCCAAGAAAGGGAUCAUGGAAACACCAGGGAGAGCUCAUCCACUCGUGUAUUGGAAACCAGAGCAGAAGUGCUGUUGACCAGCAAAUAAACCAAUCCUGCCAUGGAGGAAACCACUUCUUAGAGGAAGAUCUGCCUGCACUGCAAGUGCCCUCAGGAGGAGCACAUGGUGACCGUGAUGCCCCUAGAGAUGGAGAAGACGGUCAGCAAACUCAUGUUUGACUUCCAGAGGAACUCCACGUCAGACGACGACUCAGGCUGUGCCUUGGAGGAGUACGCCUGGAUCCCGCCGGGGCUGAAGCCUGAACAGGUUCAUCAGUACUACAGCUGUCUCCCAGAGGAGAAGGUUCCUUACGUCAACAGUCCUGGAGAGAAGCUCCGAAUCAAGCAGCUACUACACCAGCUGCCGCCACAUGACAAUGAGGUUCGAUAUUGCAACUCCCUGGAUGAGGAGGAGAAGAGGGAGCUGAAGCUCUUCAGCAACCAGAGGAAACGUGAAAACUUGGGUCGAGGGAAUGUCAGGCCCUUCCCAGUCACGAUGACAGGAGCUAUCUGUGAACAGUGCGGAGGCCAGAUUAACGGCGGGGACAUCGCCGUGUUUGCGUCCCGUGCCGGCCACGGCGUUUGCUGGCACCCGCCGUGCUUCAUCUGCACCGUCUGCAACGAGCUGCUGGUGGAUCUGAUCUACUUUUACCAAGAUGGGAAGAUAUACUGUGGCCGGCACCACGCCGAGUGCCUGAAGCCGCGCUGCGCAGCCUGUGACGAGAUCAUCUUUGCAGACGAAUGCACAGAAGCUGAGGGACGGCACUGGCACAUGAAACACUUUUGCUGCUUCGAGUGCGAGACGGUGCUUGGCGGCCAGCGCUACAUCAUGAAGGAGGGAAGGCCCUACUGUUGUCGCUGCUUCGAGUCCUUGUAUGCAGAGUAUUGCGACACCUGUGCCCAACACAUAGGGAUCGACCAAGGUCAGAUGACCUACGACGGCCAACACUGGCAUGCCACCGAGACCUGUUUCUGCUGUGCUCACUGCAAGAAAUCCCUCCUGGGGCGGCCGUUCCUCCCAAAGCAGGGCCAGAUAUUCUGCUCCCGGGCCUGCAGUGCCGGGGAGGACCCCAAUGGCUCUGACUCCUCCGAUUCGGCUUUCCAGAACGCCAGGGCCAAGGAGUCCCGGCGCAGUGCCAAAAUCGGCAAGAACAAGGGCAAGACGGAGGAGCCCAUGCUAAACCAGCACAGCCAGCUGCAGGUGAGUUCCAACCGACUGUCGGCCGACGUGGACCCCCUGUCACUGCAGAUGGACCUGCUCAGCCUGUCCAGCCAGACGCCCAGCCUCAACCGGGACCCCAUUUGGCGGAGCCGGGACGAGCCCUACCACUAUGGGAACAAGAUGGAGCAGAACCAGUCCCAGAGUCCCCUGCAGCUUCUCAGCCAGUGCAACAUCAGAACUUCCUACAGUCCAGGAGGGCAGGGGGCCGGGGCCCAGCCUGACAUGUGGGCCAAGCACUUCAGCAACCCCAAAAGGAGCUCAUCACUGGCCAUGAAGGGGCACGGUGGCAGCUUCAUGAAGGAAUGCCGCGAGGACUAUUACCCGGGAAGGCUGAGAUCCCAAGAGAGCUACAGCGAUAUGUCCAGUCAGAGCUUUAGUGAAACCCGAGGCAACAUCCCAGUCGCCAAAUACGAGGAGGAGGAAGAGGAGGAGGAAGGGGGCAUAUCCACUCAGCAGUGUCGGACCCGCCAUCCAAUCAGUUCCCUGAAAUAUACUGAGGACGUGACGCCCACAGAGCAGACCCCCCCGGGCUCCAUGGAAUCACUGGCCCUGUCUAAUGCAACAGGCCUGUCCGCCGAUGGUGGCGCCAAGCGCCAGGAGCACCUCUCCCGGUUUUCCAUGCCCGACCUCAGCAAAGACUCUGGAAUGAAUGUCUCCGAGAAGCUGAGCAACAUGGGCACGCUUAACUCGUCCAUGCAGUUCCGGAGCGCAGAGUCGGUUCGCAGCCUGCUCUCUGCCCAGCAGUACCAGGAGAUGGAGGGAAACCUCCACCAGCUCGGCAACCCCAUUGGGUACAGGGACCUGCAGUCCCACGGCAGGCUGCACCAGAGCUUUGAUUUCGAGGGGGGGAUGGCGGGCAGCAAGCUGCCAGGGCAGGAGGGCAUGAGGAUCCAGCCCAUGAGCGAACGCACGCGGAGGAGAAGUACCUCCCGCGACGACGCUCGCCGCUUCCGACCCCACCGCUCCAGGCGUUCCCGGCGCUCUCGCUCGGACAACGCCCUCCACCUGGCCAGCGAGCGCGAGGCCAUCUCUCGGUUAAAAGAAAGGCCCCCGCUCCGAGCCAGGGAGGACUACGACCAGUUCAUGCGCCAGCGCAGCUUCCAGGAGAGCUUGGGCCAAGGGUCCCGGAGGGACCUGUACGGCCAGUGCCCGAGAACGGUGUCGGACCUGGCUCUGCAGAAUGCCUUUGGGGAGCGGUGGGGACCCUACUUCACCGAGUAUGAUUGGUGUUCCACCUGCUCGUCCUCUUCGGAGUCUGACAAUGAGGGCUAUUUCCUAGGAGAACCCAUCCCCCAGCCCGCCCGCCUGCGAUACGUCACAAGCGAUGAGCUGUUGCACAAAUACAGCUCCUACGGCCUCCCCAAGUCUUCCACGUUAGGGGGCAGGGGACAGUUGCACAGCAGGAAAAGACAAAAGAGCAAAAACUGUAUCAUCUCUUAAUACGGUUGGCGUCAGGGAAUGGGGGAAGAUGGGAGCUAAGAAUGUACAUCCAGAAACUUGCACUGUUUUCAGUUUUAAAGCGCUUUCCGGGGGUGGUUGCUGGAGGAGAAGAGGAACGUGGUGCCAGUUGUGGAGGCAAGGUUCUAGACUGACUCAAUAGGUAGUCCCAGUUCUCGGCAUGUUGAGUAUUAUUUGCACAUUUCACUUUGGAAACGCUGUAGACUCUGUGGAGGCCAGGGUUGGCCCCCUCCUGCCCGUCAGUCUGUGUGGAGUCGCCUUUCGCAAGAUGGCAAACUGUUUCCCGCUCGCUUAUAUCCUCUCUGGUUCUCUUACUUUUAGGACCCUUUUUCCAGUAAGUAAUUUGUUUAUUAGCCAGGACCCAAGACUAAGUUAUUUACAUGUCCAUUGUAAAUGCAAUGUAAAUGAGAGUUCUGAUAAAAUAUUUUUGUAUUUUGUAAUAUCAAAGGAAUUUCUAUAUCGUAGGACUCAGUGAAGACUUGCAUGCACAUCCAGCGUUGUCUUUGAGUAGUAUUCAGAGGUGGUCCAGGACCACCUUUUUUUUUUUUUUUCUUUUUUCUAUACAAAUUUGUUACAUGUCAGUGAGACCUUUUUCAAAGGAGUUUAUUCAAUUUGACUUUUUGUGGCUGAAAAAAAAAAUGAACUAUUACACCCAAAGUAUUUUAUGCUCCAUUCCAUCUUAAGGAGACAUCCUUAAGUCUGCUCCCACCCUCGGUAGAAUUUCUUCUCUACAAAGUGAUAGUAAUUUUUUUUUUAAUUGCAAACGUAACUUUUGCCAAUUAGAGAAACCAACCAGUGUCCGUAAAGUCCCGUGAGCAACGCCAUCCCUGCUGGGAACAUUGAAGUUGCUUGCUAUUGGUCUGUCCCUUGGGGAAAAUGAAAGUGACUGUGAGUGGUACCCGUCGUGUGAUGUCAGCAUGACGUUGUUUUGAAUGUGGCAUUAUUUUCUGGUGCUCAUGUUUCCUGGAUUAUAUUAUCUGCUUUCCUUUACCAAGGCAGACAGAACAGCUGCCUUAGCCUGACAACCGGUUGUCCUCAGUGCAAAUGAACUUAAGCAGUACAUAUGUAGGGGCAGAAGGUUCUGUGGGGCUCUGGGAGUGACGGGGUGUUCUAGAGCGUACGUCAUGCGUGGAGAAGGAACAAGGGAAUUCGAAAAGCAGAAAGCAAGUCAAGGGUGGAGACUGAAGGGGAAUAUGAAGGAAGGCCAGAGCAAGGAGAGCUUCUGGAAAUGAAGUAGAGUGGAGGUGACCUCUACCUUGAAUACCCCUCCCCCCCCAAUGCUUGUGGAAAGAAUCCAGUUUAACACACCCCGUAACCAGAGUGUCUGGGUUACCCAGGAACGGGAGCUGCUCGGGAGAUUUCAGGGUGAUGGCCUUGAAAAACAAAUGCUGUUCAGAGGGGGAUUUUCGUGUUGAACUUUGGGGACUGUUGGUCAGACAGAAAAUGGGCUCAAAAGUGAGUUUGCUUGAAGAAGACAUUUAACGGUUGUGUUGUUUAUAGUAAAAUAAAACUUCCUACCUUGCUUCAGUUCAAAAUGAAGCGCUGGCUUUUUCUUCCAUUCUCCUCCUCCCUUUAAUGGAUUGUGGCAGUUGAAAUAAUCCAUCGGAGGACCCACCUUUAGUGAGAUGUACUGUUCAUGUAGUACACGGUGUAUCUCAGUGCCCAUCUGCCAUGGUGAGGUGAGCGUGGUCUCUUUUCAGUAUAGUAGUUAAUAUUUUCUAGUAUUUUUUUAUGGAGAGAAUGUGAAAAGUGGCUUUUCAGACACCAUCUCAAAUGGGUCUGGGGAAAAGAAGGCUGUAAAGGUCGUGGAAAUGGCACUCCAUUCAGGAUGUAUUAAAAUAAUUUGCUUUUCAGGUAUUAAUAUGACAUUUGUCAUUGUCACUGAUUUUUUAAAAAAGCAAUGCAAAUGUUGGUUGUGGCUGUUUUCCGCAUGCUAUCUUCAUAUCUAAAUGCUUCAUUAAUUAUCCAAGCCUCCGGAGAAUUAACUCUAUUACGUUUGUAUAGUAAGUUUGUAAACUGCUUGGCAAAACUGAUUAAGAAAUAAUGUGCAACACCAUGUACUGAAGUGGCAGGUUUCUGGUAGAAAUCGGGCGAGUCCAAUUUGGAAUUUUGAGUUCCUUGAUUGAUGAGAAUAAAAAGGCAUUUGGGAAUAAGAAAAGAGAGACAAUAGUAGAUCGCUUAACAUAACAAACAACUGAAAAUCGUGUCUGUCCUCUGUGGCCUGGAAUUCAAUGAAAGAAAUUCUCCUGGUAAAAGCUGCUUUCUAACUCCAUCCUUUCCAGAAGUACCUCUUACUUUCCCCAGACGAGGCUUGAGCCACCAUCAGCAGAAAGAAGAGGGUGGCCGGAAAUCAACCCGUAGCCACAUCCUGUGAGAGGGUGGGAGGAAUAAGCGAUUUCAGAGCUAGCUGCCCAGGGAGCAUCCGGCAGCUCAACUGGCCAGAGCUUGAAAUAUAUUGAGAUGCAAGCCUCAGGGUCACACUGUCUAUAACCAAGUUCACCUCCGUGUGUUCCAUCUCGGCUUCUGCCCACCCCACAUGCAGCCAGGCACCUUACAGAUGAUGCCCAGGAGGCUGGUAAAAUCAUCACAAAGGUGAUGGGACCUCCAAGUGAAUGCCCUGGAGAAAGCAGGAUGUCACUGUUGUAGGAAUUCUACCCAUUAGUGAUAACUUACACCUAACAUCAUGGAAUCCCAGUCCCAGAAACUCAAUGCGUUCUCUUCUGAGGCAAGAACUUAGGGUCCUCACCUGAUUCCUCCAUCAUAACCACGAGCUCUUCCUGGUCAAGUUUUGCCUGUGAGUGGGGCUUACACUCACCUCUUUCUAGAUUUCAUUUCAUCUUCAAUAGACUGUUCUAGAAAAGUAAUCUUUUCCUAGUUUCCUUUCAUCUCUAAUACCUAGGGUUUGCUUUUUCUACCUCUCUUCAUAUUGGUCUUCUUGUCUUUUGGUUAAAACCACCACUUUGGAAGUGGUGACUUCAGGACUUUGGAAGAAAUGACUUCAGGUCAUUUCUUACCGCUGCUCAAUUCAGUGGCAACAGAAUGCACUCUUUCCCAGGAGGAAGUAGCCAUUGACGGUUUCCUGAAUGGCCCUGCCAAUACAUACAACCCUUGAUUCUGUGAACAGCUUUCUUAGCAGCCUGGUGGCAUGGAGUGUGGCAUUCAGGUACCCUUCCUUCUGUCCUGUAGUUCCAGGAUCUCUAUCAAGUGUGAAGGUGAAUGAGGUGAGGGAAAGCAGAACCAUGCUCCCUGGUCCUGUGCAGGUGUAAGGCGGGUAGGGUUCCUAGUGUUGGUUGUUUGAUGCCUCCUUUCCACAUUCACCUUCUCAUCUCUAGUCCUUCCUUUCUGUCCUCAGCCAGCCCAGUGAACAAGCAAUUUUGUCUUUCCAGUAGGGGACCAGAAGACAGCCCGUGCUCAUCCUCUUUUCCCAUUCUGUAGGAUGCUUUUGCACUGCAACCAACUAUAUUUCCUUCUCCUGCAGUGGCUUUCCACUUCUUGGGUACCCCUCGCCGUUGCUGAGUUCAGGUGCAGCCAGUGAUGACAUAGAUGUAACGCGUGCUCUUCCAUCCCUGCAACCCGGCCCAUAAAACCAAUGGAUGGAUCUACGCUUUCCCGGGGAGCAUGGAUGCAGCCUCAGAAAGCUUUAUGACACUCCAAGCUGCCAGGGUCAGUCGAUUAGAACUGAGGUCAUUUGAUAACAAGUCUCAUUUGUGAACUGGUUUUUAUUUGUCUUUCCAUCGUUUGCCAUGGGCCCAAAACAGUACACCACCCUUUUUAGGAAGCCUCAUUCAUAAAUGACUGUGAGAGCCCAAUUCCUUUGUGGAUGCUAAAAGUGGAGGCUGACUUCUAUAAGCUGUUUUGCUGUCUUUGUUUUAAGACAAAUCUCUUCGGCCUCCUUUUGCAUUCCCAUGUUCUUGGCCAAUUAUUAUAAGCAGCCUUCUGUUCAUGCUUUUGCAGAGGUCAGAUAAGAGGCCAUCUUACUCUUCAUCUAAUCCCACCUUCUAACCAGAAAUAACACAAAUAUUUGAAUUCCAAGGAGAAGUGCUCUGUGUGUAUUUCUGUCUAACAGAAACCAGAUGCUAAUGGCUAAGAAGGAGGAUCUAUCUCUGACCAAAGCAAAGUGGGAAAUGAAACCAGUUAUCUGAAUAUUUCAUGUCAGAAGAGUUGCUAUUAGCAACUGUUUAGCACCUUCAAGGCUUUGGAAUGGGCUCUACAGACAGCCUUCCAGCUGCAGGACUCAGCGAAGCCUCCUCUCCUGAUUUUGAAGGCACUUUCAGGUUUCUGCCUUUUGAGGUCCAUCUCUCGAAGCACAAGGGAAGUAGAAAUGAAGACAGCGUUGCCUUGCAUCCAGUGCUUGACCCCUUGGGGCCGUCAGCAGACAUCAGAGCUCGUCUGUCUGACCACUUGGAAGCAGCUGUCAAGGUUAGGACCAAGAAUUCCUUUCCCAUUUUCUCAUAAUAGUAGCCCAGUCAACACAAGACUGCCAUAAACCAUGACUCACUAUUGGGAGCUAUACUCUUUUAUAAGCUUACUUCCUGCUGACAAAACUAGAUUUCCCCAAGGGGAAUAAAAAAGGAGGGAGGAAAGUCACGUUGUGUAGGAAAACAUUUCUGGUGAUUUAGAUAGGAUGAAUCUGUAGGAUAGAAAAAAAAAAAUUCUUCUAUCCUGAGUUUUUGGAGAUAUCCCUUCACCCUACUGGGCAUUUGGCCAUUCGUGUUCAAUAGGUCACUGUCCCGCCUUUUUAAAAUUUUUUGGAAAGAAUUACCCACUAGUAAGGUCUGCUCUCCAGCCUCUCUAGUUGAUAUUCCUGUGUUUCCAUAACGCAUUUUGGUUCUACGAUGGACCCUGACUUAACAUUCUAAGGUCUAAGAGUCCUGCAUUUUCCUUAGCAAAUUAGGACUUCGGCAGUUUUCCCUCUCCUAAACACAUUCUUUCCUGUAUAGAAUAGCUUUGCCCAUCUCCUGCUUUAACUCCAAGUGCAUAAACAAAACCUCAGAGGGUCUGAGAAGGUGAGGCGGGCCAGACUCUGUGUUGUGUGUCGAGUGUCAAGCUAUUUGUAAAGAAGGUCUGCAACGGGCCUUUGGUGUGGGCUCUGCCAGAGACUGUUGUGAACACUUUGCUUGAGAUCCGUGCCCUGUAAAAUGGAUAUGUUUUACUGAUGUCUGUAAUACAUUUGUAAACUUCCAAUAAAAUUUGAAUAAAAGAAGUGUUG